Molecule: messenger RNA, 2869 nt
Organism: Hippoglossus stenolepis (Pacific halibut)
Lineage: Eukaryota; Metazoa; Chordata; Actinopteri; Pleuronectiformes; Pleuronectidae
Gene: rasd3
Product: RASD family member 3
Exons: 1
Coding region: 2048-2683 (211 amino acids)
Molecular function (GO): GTP binding; GTPase activity
Source: RefSeq, a predicted model, not a curated record
GGAGACUGGAGCUGUCAAAGAAAAACAGAACCAGGCCCCAUGUUACUAUCUUUCUGCCAAAAGCUUCGUAUUUUGAGAGGUUCGGUUUGAGACUAGAACGUCUAAAUGUGCCUGGGAUUAUUUUAGCUUUAGCUUAGCAUUUUGUCCAGCGCAAUCUCGGUAUUGUGAAACCGAAAGUAGGGGGAUACGAUCUCCUGUGGGAAGCAUGGAACUGACUUAUUCAUGGCUUCAAGUGUCAGAAUCAGGCGAACCAUGGAAUUUAAGAGUAAAUGUGAACUGUAGAUACGUUGAAUAGACUUAGGAGUCGCUAAAAAACAGUGUUUAUCUCCAAUAUUCAGCGGGAAACUUUUAAAAUAUGAAGAAUUCUAAACAGAGCUUAGUGGAUUUGUGACAGCGGCCGCUCUUCUGAUUCAGGAAGCCGGGGAUCAUGAGUAAUAUCCACCGCUGUGUUUUUGGCAUUUUGUCCAGCGCCAUUUUGUUUUUUUGAAUAUUAACCAUAUUUGGAAGAACAGGGGUGGAGCCUCACUGAGAGCGCGAAUGCAUGCACAUCUAACCUGCACCCAUUGGACGGUAUUAACUGUCAAUCCCAUGGUAUCCAUGUCUAUGUCCAUUAUUAUACACAGUUUAUACACGUACAGUUUGCACUUGAUUUAUAAUUUUGAGAUAAAAGAGUCAUUUGAAGGCUGGAAUGACAUUGGGGGGGGGCCCAGGUCCCUUUUGCCUGAGGCCUCCAGAGUCCCUUCUAAAGCUCAUGAGUGCUAUCAGCCCGUUUGACUUUGCCACUGCACUGAGUUCAGAAACCCCCUGUGGGUGUGGUCCACUCUGCCAGCAAAUAAUUAUUAACCCUGUUCAAAUUAUCCAAACGAUUAAAUCCACUCAUGCAUGAUUAGAAACAAUCUGACCAAAACCAAAACUGCACCGAUCCUCCAAACACAAUUCCGGUGUUUUUAAUAACAGGAUGUGUGCGACACACGCUCAUGCAGGCAACACAAUGUGUGUGUGUGUGUUUGUGGCAAACAGCAUGUGGUCGUAGGAGGAUGAGAGGGAGAGAGACCUUCCAUGACUCAGACCUGGUGUAAAUAUGAGUGCACGUGUCUGGGUAUUGGCUGUGUGUGUGUGUGUGUGUGUGUGCGUGUGCGUGUGUGCAUGAAUGACCAUCGCUUUAUGACUGGCAGACUUCAGGCUCGGAGUUCCUGGGAAGGAACACAAUAAUAAAACCACGUGGGGAUCUUAUAAAACAUUUUCCACGUUUUAAUUUUAGCGGUGGUGAACUGUAACCAAGUAUUUUUACUCAAGUACUAUAUUUAAGUAUAACUGUAAGGGUUAGAGUACUUUUUAAUCCAUUACAGUCUUUAUUCGUGUCGUGAAUCCAUUUUUCAUUUGUUGAUUUUAAUGUUGCUUUCCAUUUGCAUUAUUCAAUGUGCAACACUGAUAAACUCGCCUGGCUGGUCAGAUACUUAAAAUAAGCACUAAUAUAAAAACAGCAGCCGUUCUGCUAUCUAUAGCAAGUGUUACUUAAUUCAAUAAUGUUGCUGAUAAAACUUCUAUAGCCUUUAAGUAGCUUCAUUCCCUGUUGUUUACGGAGUAGGUUAAAUCAUGUGUUGACCCAGUGACCACUUGAAUAUGCACUUACUAAUAGUACAUUUGUGGAAUAUGACUGUUUGCCUGUUCUUAUAAUUUCCCAGUUUCUAUAGAGGCUGGAGUUCCAUGGCUCUGUUAUAUGACUAUAUGACUGUUGACAUACCAGUGAAAAGGCGUGAGAUGUCCACGCUGCAGUGUCAGUGCGCCCUGCAGGUGUUUGUUGACUGACUGUUGUCAACCUGUCCGGGUGUAUGUCUUGAAUCAUGCUUUCCCCCACGUACAAAAGAUAAGGAUCUUAUUGGUGGAGGGCGUGCGCGCUCCGCCUAUAAAUACGCACGGAUGCUUGGAGCAGAGCAGGAGUCUGUGGUGGCUGCAGCGGAGCGCACAGGGUCCAGUUCGCCGCCAGCAGGUGCUUUACUCUCGGUGGGGUCAGCUGUUCGCUCCGGGACACUCAGAUCAGACCGACAUGUCUCCAUCAGGACGUCCCCACAAGGUGCGGCUGGUGCUCCUCGGAGCAGCGGGGGUCGGCAAGAGCGCGCUCAUCCGCCGCUUCCUCCACAACCGCUUCGAGCACAAGUACCUGCGCACGGUGGAGGAGCUCCACGUGCUGGAGUACGACACCGCGGACUCCGCCAAGAUGCGGCUGGAGAUCCUGGACACCAGCGGCAGCUACUCCUUCCCGGCCAUGCGGGAGCUCUGCAUCCGACACAGCGACGCCUUCGCCCUGGUGUACGCGGUGGACGACCCGGCCUCCUUCCAGGAGGUGCGCCGGCUCCGCGACGAGAUCCUGGAGCUGCGGGGCGGCAAGAGCGCGCCCAUCACCGUGGUGGGCAACAAGUCCGACCUCACCGAGGCCGAGGGGCGAGCGCUGCUGGCGGCCGACGUCAUGUCCACGGUGGAGGGGGAGUGGGACGCGAACUUCGUGGAGGCGUCCGCGCGCACAGGUGGGAACGCGGUGGGGGUGUUCCGCGCGCUGCUGCAGCAGGUGGACAUGCCGCACCGGCUGAGCCCCGCGCUGAACCGGCGCAGAGACACGCUGCCCCGGCCCGCAGUGAAGAGGAGGCCCCCGCUGAGGAAGAACAACAGCUGCGUGCUGUCAUAGACCCGAGGAAGGACUCCGCAGCUGGUCUGCUCGUGUCCAGAUGUUGCUGCUGGUCAUCACCUGCACGUUGGAGUCAACAUGAACUUAUGAGACUCUCCGGAGUCUGGACAGUUAUGGUCGCGUGCGCACAUGUCAUGCACUUUGUGUAUAUAUUUACAGUUAUGUCAAUAAAAACUGCUUUUGUGA